This is a messenger RNA of Penicillium malachiteum, 1698 nucleotides long. RefSeq lists its product as uncharacterized. The coding region runs from base 1 to 1698 and encodes 565 amino acids. The record is from RefSeq and is a predicted model, not a curated record. The transcript has 8 exons. NCBI's taxonomy places the organism in Eukaryota, Fungi, Ascomycota, Eurotiomycetes, Eurotiales, Aspergillaceae.
AUGGCCCUGAGCACGUCUGCUAAAGACGCCGAGGAUGCGGCAGAUGGCUUCACCGGUUUUCGUCGCCCUCUGCCCGACCAUGCGGCAGAGGUUACUGGCUUGAUCUCUGAUCUCUAUGCCAUCAGCUCAUCGUUGACUGCCAUAGAGACCCUUUCGCAAGAUGUUCUCUAUAGGCGCAAUUGGGCCCGUAUUCAGCCUGAUAUCGAAUUGUUACGCAAGAGCCUGAAGUACACACUGGACGAGAUCUUCGAUCAUUUCCGUCGGUUAGAGGGGAAAGAGUCUCCUGAUUCCUAUAGGCGGGUUUGGAUGUCGCUGGAACGGACUUUCUGGGAUGAGUCGCAAUAUGCUCUUUCGACUCGACUAUUGAAAUAUAAGACUUUCCUAAGAGAAACGACUGAAGUGAUGAAGGAUCGACCCAGUGGACUUCCGCUCCUCGCUUCCUCUCGUAGCAGUCUGAGAAACCUCCUCGCACUACAGGAACAACGCGUACUUUCUCGUUUUGGACGCAUGUCGGUUAAUAAUAAUCAUCCUCCGUCGAGACCUCCAUCAAGACCAUCUUCAAGACCUCCUUCUAGACCUCCUUCUAGACCUCCUUCGAGAGGCAAUGUGGUGAUCGAUAACGGACGUCCCCCUUCCAGAGGCCAUGUCGUGAUUGAUCCCCCGAGUCCGGUCAGUGACCGUGACCGACGCCGGCGCCGGUCGUUUGAGCGUGUUCGUCCAGCACAUCUAUCCCCACAGUCCCCUCUGUCGCCUUUAUCUGGGACAUUCUCCGAUAGCAUCCCUCCGUCGGUUCCUGAGGCACCUAGUUCACCCCUAACUGGGUCUGGAUCUGCUGGUACAGCGAAUAGCCAGUCAACCCAGAAUGAUGCGAUACAAUAUCACUGGACAAGUCAGAACCACAUUCCUCUCUGUUUGGGGUACACUGCUGACAACAUUGCAAUUUGUAGAGCCGGAUGCUUUGAUGAGCCUCAGACGAACAUUAAGCCAAUAUUGAAGGAGCAAGGAUUUGAGAAGAUUCUCCAAUUAGCCUUUAAUGACACCUCGGAGAUGAAUACAUACUUCUAUUUGCGUGACAGAGAUCAUCGUGCUCGAAUUGUCUGCAAGGUGCCCCACCGCACUAGACCAAGUGAAUUGUUCUGUCUACCUUUGAACAUGCUGGAGGUUGUUCAGAAGGACUGCUGUCUCCAGCUGUGUCGAAGACGAAACGGAGGCAGGGAACUGGUUCUAUGGGCACGUCUCAAAUUCACGACUCUUGAAAGUAUGGUGGUCUUCUUCUGUUCUUUCCUGGCUCUUCGCUCUCAAGAUGGCGGUCGACCCGUGGAGGAUAUCAAGGAUCACGAAUUGGCGGAUGAGGAGGAGCUAUAUGGCGGCACCAUCGAUGACGACAGCUAUACUCAUGCCUUGCGGGUUUAUCAGCACAAGACAACCGGAGCUGUACGAUUGCAGGCCUCUGUUCAUAAAGGGGAUAUGGACCGUACUCCCGUAUGGACUGCUUUCGUCACUCAUCUUCUCGAUCGAUCACGAUGGUUAAAAUCCUUGGAUUCGCGAACAGUCGCAGUCCGCGACCUGAAGUUAACGAUUUUCAUGUCUCCCGAGGACUAUUCUCCCCCAUCUACCGCUCGUGGAGAGCAUAUUCUCAAAUUCACUUCCCGGAGUGAUGCCGACAGUUUCUUGGAUAUGAUGGAUGAGCUUGCUUGA